UACUUGACGUCACCAUUCAGUAGCGUGAGCGCGCAGCAUCGCGUCUUCCUCUGAGGACACGCCGAGCAGUCAGUCAUGGGGAAGCUUCAAGAAUUUGACAUCACUUUUGCGAACAACAAAGUGGUCUACAACCCCGGGGAGACGAUACACGGAACUGUGAAAAUACGGAUCAGCAACUCGCUACAGUACAAAUCUAUCAAGGUGAGCUGCCAGGGGUCAUGCGGGGUCAGCAGCAAGAUAAACGAUUUGUCCUGGACUGUGGAGGAGCAGUAUGUCAACAGAACACUGUCUGUUGCUGAUAGAGGAACUCUGGCAGCUGGAGAGCACACUUUCCAGUUCCAGUUUGCACUUCCAGUUGAGAUUCCAACAUCAUUUGAGGGACCGUUUGGGAAGGUGUUUUACAAAAUAAAGGCAGCCAUUGAUACGCCUCGCUUCUCAAAGGACUACAAGGCUCACAGAAUCUUCUACAUGCUCAACAUGCUCAACCUGAAUGAGCUUCCCAACAUCGAACAGCCGAGCUGCGCUGUCACUACAAAGAAGUUCAGCUACCUCUUGGUGAAGACGGGCACCUUGUUGCUGAAAUCCCAAAGUGACCUCCGGGGUUACAUCCCCGGUCAGGUGAUCAAGUUGGCCACAGAGAUUCACAACAAAUCGGGGAAGGACACAGGAUGUGUGUUGGCCAGUCUCAUUCAGAAAGUGACAUACAAGACCAAGAGGCCUGUUUAUGACCUGAGGACCAUCGCUGAGGUGGAGGGAGCCGGAGUGAAGGCGGGAAAACAUGCCGAGUGGAGGGAGCAGAUCAUCGUCCCGCCUCUUCCUCAAUCGGUACUCGACUGCUGCCGACUCAUAGAUAUCGAGUAUUUCAUUCAGGUGUCACUGAAAUCUCCAGAGGCCAUCGUCACUCUGCCCAUCUACAUCGGGAACAUCGCGUUUAACAUGAGUCCCUCCAGUCUGCCCUCCAUGCCCUCGGGUCUGGACCAGUCCGGCGUCAUCCCCAGCGCCCCCCCUGCAGAAGAGGACCUUGAUGAGCUUGAUGGUUUAUGUGCGGGGGGCGUGGCCAGUGAGGAGAUCCCAACCAAGAGCCACUCCCAGCAGGAUGCCACCGGUCAGCCGGUCACCAUGCCAUCCAGCGGCUUCCAUUAUCCAUUGAGUGGACCUCUGCCGCCGGGCUUCAUGCCCGAACCAACUGCCCCCUUGUUCUGCUUGUCUACGGGGGCCACCAUUCCAUUCUUCAUGGAGGGGAACCCCACCCCCGUGCCAACGUCCUGUUCGCUCAUCCUGCCUCCAGAGUAUAGCAGCUGGGACUAUCCUCAUGAGCCGCCACCUUCCUAUGAGGAAAGCUGCCCUGAGUCAAGUCUAAACAGUGGACAAUAGGGAAGCGGCAAGUGACGAGGCGUUCCCGCUACGCCCCAAUGUCCGUCAGCGCACGCCUCAUAACUUCUUCACAACAGACACUCCAUGGGUUUAAGACAGUUUGUGUUGUGUUCUCCCUCGCAAGCUUGUCAUCUGUCAGCUGGAGUGGCUCAUGUCUCCGAGGAUUACAAGUUGGUAACUGUAAAACCCCAGUUGUCGACUUCACAGUGCCUCCAGAGAAAACCUGGGAACAUCGUCACAGCUUCCGUUUCUUCUGUUGUUUUAGGAUGGUGGCAGAAGAAUUUCUGCCUGUGAAAGGGAUGCUGAUACACCAAACUUUUAUGUGUGUCUAUGCGUGCGUGUGUGUGUGUGUGUGUGUGUGUUCUCCUUCCGGAAAGGAGUGACCCACUUUCCAACCUGAUUUAAUUCAGUCACACUUCAAUCAACUUUAAUGACGUUAUUAUAGUCUAAUUUUCUUAAAUUGCUAUCAUCUGCUCAAGGUGUCGACUUGGAAGACUUGAACUGCUCUGGUCAUAAUUUGCAUUACAGUGUGUGUGUGCGUUACUGUUCUGAUACAGUGACUUGUCAUUUCAGAAAUAUGAGGACAAAGGGUGUGGUGGAUGUCUGUGCCCUUACUUUUGUAAUGGAUGAAAAAAUGAUAGUAUUUUCCAGGAAUGUUGAAGUAUACUAAAGAUGGGUUUAAGUCUAAAUUAAGGGUGUGUAAAAAUGUUUAGAAAUAAUAGCCAUACAGUUGCUAAAAGUCACCCCUAUGUGAUGAUUGAAUUGAUUAAUCGAUUCAUUGUAAAAAGAGGCCUCUGCCUAUGGUGACAGUGCGCCAUGAAUGUCUGCCUUGUGUAUAUGAAAUGAAAAGAUCUUCGUUGAUGUGUCACAACUCUGUUGUGCAGAAGAGAAGUAUGGAUUGUGUGAAGGCUAUAACCACUGCCCCGCCUGUCGGAGCUCUGUGGUGCUGUCAUGUUUUGCCAAGUUUACCAACUUAACGUUUGGUUUUUAAAGCAAUCCCAUCAAAUCUCACGAGUCAACUACAAAGCAGUCCAUUGGAAAUGUUUGCUCUUUAAAGUACUCCACACGACUGUUUCAUAUUAAUAGUAGUUUGAAUGACGAGAAAGCGGUGCCUCGAACUGCUGGUGGUCGUUGUAGGAACUGAAACCUGGAAUUUCAACUCCUGUAAAUCUGAUGGUCGUUGAUACAUUUAUAACAUAUUACCAAUGAAUUAUUAUAAUACAGAUGUUGAAUGUUUUUGUUUUAUAUCUACAUAUAUUCUAUGUUGCCUUAAUUGCCUCUUGUUACAUAAAACUCUUAGAUGGUGGUAUUGUGCACAGUAUGUGCUUUUUAAAAAUGAGUGUCUAUCCAGGAAUGUGUGAAGCAAAUGUUGGAUCCUUGAAGGUCGAUUUUCACUCAAACUAGUUAGAAUUUACCUGAACCAUUUAGCAUCUUUCAUCCGUAAUAUUUUAAUUCUGUGAAUAGCUUUACAUGGUAAUUUAUGUUGUCAUAUCAUCCGAAUUACAAGCACAUGAUCGAGAACAAACCUCCGUUCCGCUGUUGUUCCAUGGUUUGUUUUGCAUUGUUGUCUUGUGAAGUCUCCUGAAUGAUGCCGCGGAAUAUCUCUCUGAAUGUCCGGCUGGACCUGUGUCCCUGCACCUCAGCCGAUCAUGUAAUGUUGGAAGUCUCUCUUCACUCGGAUUCACUUAUUGUGCAAAGUGCACUUGAUAGACACAAAUGUAGCAGAAAUAUAUUCCUCCAAAGCAGUUUUGAUUCCCGGAUGUCAAUCCAUGCUGCCUUCAGUUACACCUUCACUGAGAGGUGGUAACACUUUAUGAUGCCCCAGUGUUGUGUCCUUGGACCCACACUUCCACGGUCGACUCCUGACACCAGUGGCAUGGUCUGGUUUCGUAUUUUUAUACUCUCCUCCCAUAUAACCUGUGUUAAACUACUGGUUGCACCUUAAAGUGUACAGUUAUGUACAAAAAUAAAGUUAUCCUACAUGUAACCUGGAUUUUUUGUUUAUAUGCUGCAGAACAGUCGCUUAGCCUCAUAUGAGUUGUGACCUCUAUAGACCUCUAUAGUGUUCCCUCUAUAGAAUAUAUAGAAUGUAUAUAUUAGGGGUGGGAUACAAUUAAAAAAAAAAAUCUAAUUAAUUAGAGAAUUUGUGAUUAAUUAAUCUCAAUUCAUCGCACUUUAUGAAUUUGGCAUAUUAGUGA
Synchiropus splendidus (mandarinfish) is the source of this 3572-nucleotide messenger RNA. RefSeq names its product arrestin domain containing 1b (gene arrdc1b). Gene Ontology annotation, molecular function: ubiquitin protein ligase binding; ubiquitin-like ligase-substrate adaptor activity. Gene Ontology annotation, cellular component: cytoplasm. Gene Ontology annotation, biological process: protein transport. The record is from RefSeq and is a predicted model, not a curated record. NCBI's taxonomy places the organism in Eukaryota, Metazoa, Chordata, Actinopteri, Syngnathiformes, Callionymidae. The coding region runs from base 76 to 1374 and encodes 432 amino acids. The transcript is spliced from 8 exons.